Molecule: messenger RNA, 1750 nt
Organism: Monopterus albus (swamp eel)
Lineage: Eukaryota; Metazoa; Chordata; Actinopteri; Synbranchiformes; Synbranchidae
Product: methyltransferase 21A, HSPA lysine
Cellular component (GO): protein-containing complex; cytosol
Source: RefSeq, a predicted model, not a curated record
AAUGUUUGAUAUAUUGGCGAAAGCAGACGAUUAAUCAAACGAAAGGACGAAUUUUACGCUGAAGGAGAUAAUUAACUCCAGAUGGCAGUAGUGAAGCAGUAAAUCCGCUAGUUGCUUUAAAAUGUCAACGAAGAAGAACUGCACUGCGAAAAGAAGAAGGAAAAAUUGUACUGCGUAUAUGAGUACUAUUAUUUAAUACAUCCAUUGACUGUAGUUACUGUUUAUUUUACGGCAUGGCUCUGGUUCUGUACGUAGAGAAUUCGUUACCUGCGCUUUCCAAACUCCACAAUUCAUCGGCACAAUUUCAUUUUGCCAACCACGACCUUCAUCUAGCCCAGGACUGGAAAAAGCUUGGGGUAGCAGCAGUUGUGUGGGAUGCGGCAGUUGUCAUGUGCAUGUACCUAGAGCUGGGAAAGGUGGAGUUAAAGGAGAAGGUAGCAAUUGAACUGGGAGCUGGAACUGGACUGGUGGGGAUUGUAGCAGCCUUGCUGGGUGCCAAAGUGACCAUCACUGACAGACAGCCUGCUCUGGAUUUCCUCUCUGCCAACGUGAAGGCCAACCUGCCCUGGGACCGUCAGGGAUCAGUGGUUGUGUCUGAGCUGACCUGGGGUGAAAACCUGGAGCGUUACCCAGCAGGGGGAUGAGCAGACAUCGUUUACCUGGAGGACACCUUUGUACCACUGCUACAGACUUUGGAGCACCUGUGUUCAGAUACCACUGUGGUGUUACUGGCCUGUAAAAUUCGAUAUGAGCGUGACACAAACUUUUUGAGUAUGCUCAAGCAGCAGUUCAAAACUGAAGAGGUUUUCUAUGAGAAACAAAGGGAUAUCCAUAUAUAUAAAGCUUGGAAACUGGCAGUGAGGAGGGAUUUGUAAAGACUGACUAGUCUGUUUUCUUUCAUUAACUGUCUUCCUUGUAGCUGUAAUUGUUUACUGAUUGUGUGUACAAAAUAAACCUGUUCAUAAAAAAGACCAGAAACAUGUUUAUUAACAGCUGCCAAAAUGUAUUAUUUGAAGAGCUCUAACAUAAUGCACUGUUAUACAAGCUGGUGCUGACAUUUAGAAAUUGUGAAUACAAAAUUGAUGAAAAGCAACAGACAAGCAUGCUGUCAUGACUAUACAUUAUACCCAAAAAGAACACAACUUGGCAUUGCACUCAGGUAGCUUGAAAAUAUCCAUUUCAUUCACUGUGAAGUCACCGUCUUUCUGAUUUGGUUGCACUUUCACUUCUUUUGCAGGGUGUUUGAUAGGUGCCAUCGAGUCAUACUUGGUAAGACUGAUGCUCCACACAACUAAUGUCUGACAGUCACUGCAUGAUGAUACCUUCGCACUCACCGAUUAAUUACUGGUUAGCAGUGUGUUACAUUGAAGCAAAAUUUAGAGGGAUCUCACCUUGUAGCACCAAAAUCUAGCAGGGAUUGUAUAUGCAAGGAAAGUGCACAUGGCACUGUAAACAGAAUCUGGACCCAGCCUCUGCUCAUGCCUGGGACCUCAUUUUUAUUUAUUGACCUCUAACUGCAGGACUUUUGUUUUCUCUGUACAGUUAUAUGGAAUUUAGCAUCCACAAUACAAUGGGGGGGCUUUGCAUGGAAAAUACACUAAUAUAGGAGACAAUGAUUUCAGUGAAAAGCCAUGUGUCUCCUAAACACGUUUUUAAAUAGGCAGACAAAGGAUUUAUUUUAAUGUAGAACACAAGGCUCAUUAUUCUUGUCUUUUUGUUCAAAAAUAACCCAGGAAUACUCAAAUACAUU